Penicillium malachiteum is the source of this 1542-nucleotide messenger RNA. RefSeq names its product hexadecenal dehydrogenase. Gene Ontology annotation, molecular function: aldehyde dehydrogenase (NAD+) activity. Gene Ontology annotation, biological process: aldehyde metabolic process. The transcript is spliced from 4 exons. Gene Ontology annotation, cellular component: cytoplasm. NCBI's taxonomy places the organism in Eukaryota, Fungi, Ascomycota, Eurotiomycetes, Eurotiales, Aspergillaceae. The record is from RefSeq and is a predicted model, not a curated record. Bases 1 to 1542 code for a protein of 513 amino acids.
AUGGGUGUGACACUCACCGAGUUACAAUACACUCCCAUCGAGGAGAUCCCUGCUCGAGUCUCCACCGCCCAGAAGACUUUCCUUGAACACAAGACACGCGAUGUGGAGUUCCGUCUUCUCCAGUUGCGCAAGUUUUAUUGGGCCAUCAAGGACCACGGCGAGGAAAUCGUCCAGGCUCUUGCCAAGGACCUGAACAAGCCGCGAUUCGAGGCCGAGAAUUUCGAGGUUGAAUGGGUGCUCAAUGAUAUUGUAUUCACCUCCAAGAACCUGUACAAAUGGAUGGAGGAUGAGAAACCCGCCGAUAUCGACUUCUCUUUCAAGUUUAUGAACCCAAAGAUCCGAAAGGAUCCCCUGGGUUGUGUUUUGGUGAUUGGCGCAUACAACUUCCCCAUCCAAUUGACUCUGGGUCCCGUUAUUGGUGCUAUCGCAGCUGGAAACACCGUGGUUAUCAAGCCCAGCGAGAGCGCUUCUUACAGCGCGGCUGUUAUGCAAAAGAUUAUUGAGUCUAGCCUCGACCCCUCAUGCUACACUGUUGUUCAAGGCGGUAUUCCCGAAACACAAGCCUUGCUGGCUCAGCGCUGGGAUAAGAUCUUCUUCACCGGUAGUGCCAAUGUUGGUCGCAUCAUCGCCAAGGCUGCGGCCCCUAACUUGACUCCGGUCGUUCUGGAGCUGGGUGGCAUCAACCCGGCUAUUAUCUCCAGAAAUGCCGACCCGCGAUUGGUGGCCCGCCGUUUGCUCUGGGCUAAGGCCGUUAACGCGGGUCAGCUCUGUACCUCGCAGAACUAUCUGCUUGUCGAGAAGUCUAUUGUGCCACAGGUCGUUCAGGAGUUCAAGAACGCCUACAACGAGUUCUAUCCCAAUGGCGCUAAGAACUCAACUGAUUUCGCGCAUAUCAUCAAUGAUGGACAUUUCCAGCGCCUGAAGGGUAUGCUGGAUAACACUAAGGGUGAAAUUCUGAUGGGUGGCACGAUGGAUGAGAAGUCCCGGUUUAUCGAUAUUACCAUGGUCCAGGUUGACUCAGUUGAGGACUCCAUGUGUAGCCAAGAAAGCUUCGGUCCUUUCAUUACGAUCCUCCCCGUGGAGAAUCUAGAUGAGGCUAUUAGAGUUGCGAAUGGCGUUCAGAGUACCCCGCUGGGUGUGUACCCAUUCGGCUCAAAGGCUGAUACUGACAAGAUUAUCAAUUCUACUCGCUCCGGUGGUGUCGCCGUUAAUGACGCUUCCCUGCACAUCCCCACACUUCAAUUCGGCGGUGUCGGUGAGAGUGGAAAUGGCGCUUACCGUGGUCGUGCCAGCUUCGACGUCUGGGUCCACCGUCGUACAGUCACAACCAGUCCCAGCUGGGUUGAAAGAUUCCUCGCUAUCCGCUACCCGCCGUAUGCUGGCAAGGUCGAGAAGUUCCAGGCUGCCAGCAGCUUGAAGCCCGACUUUGACCGCGACGGUCGCAAGCUGUCCUGCGGAUGGUUGCGCUAUUUCUUGACCCUCGGUGGUGGCAAUGCCAAAACCGGUGCGGGUCGUGCCGUUGCUGUCGCUGCCAGUGAGUAA